Protopolystoma xenopodis is the source of this 468-nucleotide messenger RNA. NCBI's taxonomy places the organism in Eukaryota, Metazoa, Platyhelminthes, Monogenea, Polystomatidea, Polystomatidae. The record is from the annotation of a GenBank genome assembly.
AUGCACAACGAUAAUUUACCAAACCCCGAAGUGGUGUUAUUGCAACUACUUUUGUCUUUCUCAAUUCUCAAUCUACUAUCGGCUACAGCUCCUAAAGACCCAUACGCUUUUGACGACGAAGAAGCAGACACUCCUGCACCUACGAGCCUUCACCCGCCUGUGCCAACUACUAUGACAUCAUCUGUAUCUUCAUCAACUGGUAGCACUACCGCACCAUCUGGUGUUGCUUUUUCUAAUCCAGUUUCCUGCAUCUCCGCAUCUGCCAGCAACACUUCUUCUGGUACCAUUACCUCAGCUUUUCUGACCACUUCCUCAGCUGCAUCUAUCUCUUCACCCACACAUGUUUCACCUGCUUCAAACAAAGACUCAUCUACUCAUCUUGCAGGAGCAAGUCCUAACAAGCACUCUACUCGUCAGCCCAACAGCACAUUGGCGCCUCUUGGGAUUGACAGGUAUGCUAAGGUCUAA